Ectocarpus siliculosus is the source of this 1469-nucleotide messenger RNA. NCBI's taxonomy places the organism in Eukaryota, Phaeophyceae, Ectocarpales, Ectocarpaceae. The record is from the annotation of a GenBank genome assembly.
CCUCCUGACCCUGAAGCCUUGGACAACCCUCCGGUAGAAUACACGGCAAGGUAUCAGUUGUGAUUUUAAGAUAUUACCUCUGCUGAUGUUAUCAGAGGGAGUGAUUGGGGAUGAUGAGCCGAGGGAACCUUCCAACCAAGACUUGACUUCAACCACAGGAGGUCUUGGUGUCGCAUCUUCGCUUGCCUGCGCUGGGGUGGAGAGUAGCCUGCAUUUAUUCGGUGGGGUGUUCGUCGGCAAGGCUGCCGAGGCGUACUGGACGGCGAUCUUGCAGCUGCGAAGGGGCGAUGGCUCCUGCUUCGAGGAUAGCCAGACCGGCGCCGCGAGAGGAGACGCGCGGCGGGCCGACGGCGCAAUUCGCGGGCUGAAACGGAAACGAGCGGGAGCGGUGGCACCAAGCGAUGCCACCCCGCGUGCCCCGGAGGGGCGGGCAGCGGCUCAAGCAAAGGCCGCAGGGCACGGCUGUACGACCUUCGUAUCAGAGUGCAGUUUGCCCACCGAAAAGGGGAACUUCCGGUUGCGAGCCUAUCGGUAUGCGGACGGGGUCAAGACGCACGAACCUGUGGUCAUGGUUGCGGGGAACGUGCGAGGCCGAGAGAACGUACCUGUGCGAGUCCACGACCAGUGCCAGACCUCGGAGGUGCUCGGGUCGAAACGAUGCGACUGUCGGGAGCAGCUAGACUUGUCGCUGCGGUACAUCCAGGAGCACGGGGGCGGCGCUGUUAUCUACCUCGCGCAGGAGGGCCGCGGAAUUGGGCUAGCGAACAAGGUCGCUGCGUACGCGCUCCAGGAUGAUGGACUGGACACUGUAGAAGCAAAUCGACAACUCGGCUUUGGAGACGACGAACGCUCGUACGAGUGUGUCGAAUUCAUCCUUGGAGACAUGGAGAUAAAAAGUGUUCAACUCAUGACCAACAACCCUUUCAAGAUCGAUUGGCUGAGGGCCACGGGGGUCAAGGUGGAGGGGCGCAUUCCCGUCGAGGUGCCCGCCAACGAGCACAACCACGGCUACCUUGAAGCGAAGGCCAGCCGCAUGAGCCACCUCAUUAAUACUUUGUAGGAAGGGUUUCUGCCGUGGCUACGCCUCCUUGGGAAGCAGUACAGACCGAUUGGUGGCCGGUGUUGUUAGUAGAUGUGGUCAUAGAGCGUUGAUAGGACAACGUUGCUGUUAUAGGGUUGUACUUUGCGGGCAAGGUAGGGAAGGUGCAAAUUGCAGUGUGCAACUCGAACGUUCGUCAUGUUCCAUGCGGAGGAACUUUGGACAUCGGUGUGAUCGAGGUCGACAGUGGUGGGAAAUGUGCAGAUAGUACCACAUUUGUUUUGUGUGGAUUCUCCCGUCAGUUUGCCCCAUGUAGUUGAGGAGCGAUAAGAGCACUCUACCGUAUUCCGUGCCACGGGGUGCUAGUAUUUUUCAGGCCAUGUGUUGAGGAAGAGACGAGUGUGAGAGUGUUGCUGAGGAUGACGCUAAG